Molecule: messenger RNA, 1386 nt
Organism: Linum trigynum
Lineage: Eukaryota; Viridiplantae; Streptophyta; Magnoliopsida; Malpighiales; Linaceae
Source: the annotation of a GenBank genome assembly
UAUUUGUUUAUUGAUUGGGUGGAGAAUUGGUUUUCCAAUAAACAAAAAGAACGAUAUGAAAGGUGGUGAGUGGUGGUGAUGAUUGAAUUCAUGCAACGUGUCGGACGAUCCCAGAGCUUCAACCACAUUACAUAUGCACUCUCCAUUUUCUACAUUCAAUUAGUUAAUUAUUACGUAAUUUGUUAUAAUUUACUAGCUCCCUCUGUCGUCGCUAAUUGCAUUCAUUAAUUGAUAGCUAGUUGGAAAAUUUUUGUUCGUUGUUAAAUCAUCAAAAUCUCUACUUAAUUAGUUGUAAUUAUUGACACGGUCCUUCUGGCUUCGUCACAGCCCGCCUGGCCUACAGUCAAGCUUCUUUUCCAUGGGCGAGCGUGACUGGCUGCGUGAAAACCUCAGGAGCAGCGAGACUUUGGGCUCGGGUAUGAGCUGGGCAGCCUGUUUCAGUGUUGCGUGUUGGCUCCUUUGGAAGAAUCGGUGCACUUUCUGCUUCAGAGGCCCAGGUUCUGCUCUCUCUCCGUCUUCCCUUGAGUUCUCGAUCAUGGCUAAAUGCAAGUUGUGGCAUGAAGCGUGGCAAGCCCCCUCACCCCUCCCCUGUGGUAGAGGGCCGACGACUGCCCGUACUACGGUUAUGGUUGGGUGGACUCCUCCGAUGCAUGGGUGGGUGACUCUUAAUGUGGACGGGGCCUCUAAUGGCAACCCCGGAGCUGCUGGAGCAGGAGGGGUGCUACGCGACUGGGCAGGCAACUGGAUAGCUGGUUUCAUUGCGAACUUUGGGACGGCCACGGCUAUUUUGGCUGAGUUGUGGGCGGUGUUUCACGGCUUAGAGAUGGCUUGGAAGAAAGGAUACAGGGCGGUGCGCUUGGAGUCGGACUCCCAGCUUGCGGUUCAGCUCAUCAACAACAGGAGUGAUCCGGUUCAUCCUCAUGCUACUCUUCUCUCAGCCAUCCGUAGGAAGAUUGGUCAAGAGUGGUUGGUUAACAUCUCUCAUGUAUACCGGGAAGGGAAUAGAGUCGCGGACUGGCUCUCGAAGCACAGUCUCGUCUAUCCCUACGGGGUGCAUGAGGUUGCUAACCCGCCCUCGGAGUUAGUGUCUAUUGUUAGAGAGGAUGCUAGGGGUGUCUCUUUCGAGCGUCGGAUUGUGACGCCGGUUUCUACUAGCUUGUAAGGACCCCGGGGUCUCCCCCUUUUUUGGCUGUUGCCUCCCUUUACGCAAAAAAAAAAAAAAAACUGGAAACAAACAUCUCAUGAGAGUUUGACUCGUGUCAUAAUUUCGCCUCUCGAUCAAACAAGAUAGAACCCAAUAUUUCUCUCUUUCUCGCUCGAAAAACAAUCAGCCGAGUUAAGUGACAGACACGUUGUGAUAAAAUUUAAUGAAGGGACUUUUUCGGA